CGCUUCAGUUGAGUGCAAUUGAAGCAGACUGUGCUUGACAGUGAUACGCUCCCGUGUGACUUAUUAACUUUAUCGACCAGCUUUUACAACGUUUGCUGACAUUCUGAAAGGCAAGGGGACUUGUAUUUGAGCCCCAAGUUCCUCGUGUGGGAUUAGCUUGACACUUUUGGGGUUUUGCUUUCGGGACAAGUGAACUUAUUGCCCAGCAAGGUGGACUUGUUCAAUUGCCUUUCUACCGUUUUCUUUUCUUUUUUUGUGGACUUCCAUUCGGACGGGGGUUUUGUGUCCCAUUUCCAAAGGGGAGAGUCGCAUGCUCCCCUCCAUCCCCGUCGUCGGGUAUCUAUGGAGAGUUUGCCCCGGCGGAGGCGCGCACGCUGCUCGCGUUCUACGCCGAGGCCGCCCCGCCGAGUGGUGACUCGUGAAUUUCUCGACCUGGAUACAACGAGGCGACACGCUUAACCUCAUUUGAAUGCCUGUGCAAGGUUUCUGCUGGUUGCUGUGCUGCCGCCACGGCUUCAGUUUGCUGGGGAGGGACUAUGGGGAGAAAGAGGAGGAAGAGUCUUUCGAGUUGCGCAAUAAGGACGACCUGACUCCCAAUGGGCAGAGUCCAGCCGAGGUGAUUCACGUUUCUCAACCGACUUGUACGGCCAAUGGGACAAACGGCGUGGCCGUGUCAGACGCGCCUGAUGAGAUGAAGAGCCUUAUCCUGGAGAAGAACAAGAUGGCCCUGGAAGAAGAACCUGAAAUUCUGGUCAAAGGUUGGCUGCUGCGCGAGGUACGAGGCAACUGGAUCAAGCAGCGGCGCUUCUGGUUUGUGUUGAGCCAGGACUCGCUAGACUACUACAGCGGCCCGGAAAAGGGAGCCCGCCGACUGGGAACGCUGGUGCUCACCAGCCUCUGCUCGGUCAUCUGGCCAGACAAGCAGACCUUCAAGGAGACUGGCUACUGGAGCAUCACGGUGUAUGGGCGCAAGCACUGCUACAGGCUGUACACCAAGCACUUCAACGAGGCCGUGCACUGGGCCUGCGCCAUCCAGAAAAUCAUCGACACCAAAGCGCCCGUGGAAACGCCCACGCAACUCCUGAUCCAGGACAUCGAGGAGAACAAGUUCAACCCUGAGGUGGUGGAGCACAUCUUCCAGCACAACCCCAUCCUCAAGUACACCCAGGGCCCCCUCUACGCCUCACUGCUGCCCUUCCCCUAUGGCAGCCUCGAGCACACAUACCACCACGGCAAGGGCUACGGCUCGUUGUGUGAGGAGGCCGUCAAGCUCUUCAACAGCCUGCAGCAGCUGGAGUCUGUUCACGACGCCGUGCCCAUCAUCCAGGGCGUGCUCCAGACCUGCCUCGACCUGCGACCGCUGCGCGAUGAGGUCUACUGCCAGCUCGUAAAGCAGACCAGCCACACGCCUGUCCCCUACACCGUCGCCCACCUGCGCUACUGGCAGCUGCUCACCUGCAUGAGCUGCACCUUCCUGCCCGGAGCCGCUGUCCUCAAAUACCUGCGCUUCCACCUCAAGCGAAUCCAGAACCAGAGUCCUGAAUCAGAGAUGGACAACUACGCGUCCUUCAUCAGCGAGGCUCUGGAGAAGACCAAGUGUCGCGAGUGUGUGCCGUCAUGGGAGGAGAUCCACAUGCUGAUGAGCAGGCAGGAGAUGCUGUGCACGGUGCACUACCCCGGAUCUGGGUGCUGCCAGCUAUACAUCAGCUCACAUACCACCGCCAAUGAGGUGGUGCAGAGGAUGCAGCAGAGGCUAGGCCUGAAGGACAGCAAGAACACAUUUGCUCUAUACGAGCAAAACGCGCUGUGGGAGCAACCGGUGACGGGCGGCGCGCUCAUUGCAGACAUCCUCACCAGCAUCUCCAGCAAAGAGUGCGAGUCCAAAGGCCAGCGCAAGCUGUGCUUCAAGCUCUACUGUCUUCUGGACGCGGACAGCAUUUCAGUGGACAGCAUCGAAUAUCUCUUCCUCUUUGAGCAGUGCCACGAGAUGGUGGUACGCGGCCAGCUGCCCGCCUGCGAGGAGGACCUCCAGACGUUGGCGGCGCUCCGGCUUCAGGCCGUCAGGGGGGACUUCAGCACGCACGCGCCCUGCCCACCCCUAGACGAACUCUUCCCCAGCCACGUGCUGGAAGCCCGUGUCCUCAUGGCCCAGGUGCUGCCCCCCUGCCAGGUGGCCGCGCCGACGGGCUGCCCCGUCACGCAGCGCUUCCCCACGGGUCUGCUGGCGGGAGCCCUGUGGAGCCACGCGGCGGCGGCCCACAAGCAGAAGGUGGAGAAGGACCUGCGCCUACGCAGUCGCGUGAAGGAGGAGGCGGCGGCCGUCAUGGGAUCCAUCUUGGAGCGCUGGAGGGGCCUGUUGGGCUCCAACUGCAGAGAUAGUAUGGCUGCCUACCUGGGCAUAGCGCGGCAGUGGUCCGGCUUUGGAUGCACACUGUAUGAAGUCGACUUCUACAUUAGUUCAACAGGGAGUUUUUCCCAGAAGUUGUGGUUGGGCGUAGCGGCCAGCAGCGUAUCUCUGUAUCGCCAAGGAGAGGCCGAGGCCCUCGAGUCGUUUCCUUACGGACAAAUCUGCUCGUACGGCGUCUCCGACAGCAACACGUUCAAGAUCAGCGCCGGCGGCCGCGACAUGCUCUUCGAAACCAACAAGCUGAGCGAGAUCACGCAGCUGAUGAACGCUUACUUCAACGCCACCCGUCUGCAGCGAGGCAAAAGCGACGCCGUCAAAAUCCACGACGGCACACCGGUGGGCUUCCGCCACGCCCCGGCCCUCCUGGAGCUGCCCUCGCACCCCGUCUGAGAUGGACGCCGCCCUGCCGCCUGGGGUCCGGGGGGGAACGAAGGCGCGGGAUGUUCUCGAACACGAACCCUCACAGCUGGACCACGAAGUACUUCCACAUCUGCUUUCUGUCUUUCCCCUAUUUGGGUUGACUUUCCUCGAAGGCGGCUAUCAUCCCUUCCCUUCCCGCGACCUUCAUCAAGGAGUUUUCAUAAGGUCCCGGAUCAGGCUCGCAUUACUGCACAAGUGUUGAUGCAGCCAACCAUGUGAACUUGGAACUGGAAACAGAUGUUGCGCCUUUGCAGCUCAAGUCACGAUGGCCGCUGCGCUCACGUGCAGAACCCUGACGGGAGGAUCGCUGUUGCCGCCGCCGCUGCUUCUUCUUCUAUGGUUUCGCACCCACUUGUUCGGCCUUGACUGAUGUCGUCACAGCGCAGCUCAACUCUGUUAACAAUGAUAAAACAGUGGUAUCUUGAUUUAGGAUGAUUUAGGCCCUUUUACGGGCCGUAGCUCAUUUGAUUGUUUUUCUUCGGACAAAUUUGAGUUAGGGUUGAGUCACAACAUCCGCCCAGCAUCCCACGUCUCACUGAUAAUUGAGCCAAUGAGAACUAGAGUGGAGGAAGUCCACUUUUGUCAUUUUGCUUGAGAGCGAUCUAAAGUUUUACAACAAGGUAAUGAUAAUAGUUUUUACAGUACUUGUGUUUCUAAUUUCUUUAUUCAUUUCUGCACUUCAAUUAAAAACAAGAAGAAGAAAAACAACAAUGUGUUACCCUACUCUAGUUCUCAGUGGCUCAAGUUUACAUUAUUAUCUUUGCAAUGAUGUCAGACAGUCAACAUGGUGACAAGGCAGCCUAUCGGAUAUCUGGUCCACAAGAGUUUUCAAGCAUAGAUUCUUAACACCUCCACACAUGCAAAUACAUAUUACAGACACGCACACACACAAAAUUAUACAAUGAAAGAAAUGUUCUAUUACACGAGCUCAGUCAUGGAACAAAUUCAAGAUCAAGGUGUCUGUAUAAGAAGAAAUAACAGGUGCCUCUCCUUUUUUUUAAAAAUUAUUAUUAUUAUUUUUAAACAACCAAGCUGUACUAGCGCAAAGCCCCACCCCCCUGAGCCGCAAUCACUGGACACUUCAUUAGGUACACUUGCACAGUCCAAUAAUGACAUUCUCCCUUCAAAAAGAUAAUAAUGCUCAGUAUUAAUCAUUUAACAAUGUGUGUCAUAAUUAUUGUUGUUGUCGGUUGCACUGAAUGCAUUAUAACAAGAGCUGUGGUCUGUCACAAUUGAGCAUUGUUCAUUUUCAUAUUGAAUCAUUAGUUGGUGCAAGUGUUCCUAAUCAAGUGAGCUCUGAAUAAGGCCAAGGAUACUUUUGUAGUAUUAUUUACUUUUUAAUUUUUUUUUUUAAAUAAUUUUAUUUUUUUUGUAUAAUGUCUGUGGUUAAGUGCGCCUUUUCACGUUAGCAUCACGUUUGAGCGACGGCACCUCAGGUGUCGUAUUCGCUGCUCAGGUUAUAUGGAAAUACACUUUUGGAACAAAUGUCCCCAAAGAAAUUUCAACUGUAAGAUUGAGGCACCGAAAAUGGAUGGCUGGCUUUGGGCCUUUCGUGUCCAAACGAUCACAAUGUGUCAUAGUAGCAAGCAAGGGACCGUCUGACAAUUUUUUGCAACUAGGAUGCCGUCAGUGUUGAUGCUUAAAACAACAACAAAAACAUUAAACGUUUAUUCCCAGAGCCAAAGUGUUGCCAAGUUAUAGGAUGGACCAAAGAUGUUUUUUUUAAUAUAUAUUUUUACAAUUUUCCCCCCUCCCUGCCCCGCCCUCCAGUUUUCUAUUAAAGCCUUUAUUUUGUGGAGCUAAUCAUGCGGCAUAAGUUGCCCAUGUGACAAUAAAUACAAAAAAAAAAAAAAAAGAAAGAAAUGCCACCAGCUUCUUAGAUAUCAGAUCAAUCUGCACAACUUUGACUGCUUCGCAGCUGCAGGCAGCUCCGGGAUGAUGUAGCAAAACAAUAAGAAAAGAAAGUGUUUUUUUGUUUUAUAUUCAGCUUGUUUGUACGCUGCAUGGUACCUCUUUAUCUAACGUGUGUGUAUAGUUGAUUGCACUAUUUUUUUUAACUAACUUGGAAGUGCAAUAAGACAAUGUAAUUAAUAAAAACAGCACCAUUUUA
Molecule: messenger RNA, 4937 nt
Organism: Phyllopteryx taeniolatus (common seadragon)
Lineage: Eukaryota; Metazoa; Chordata; Actinopteri; Syngnathiformes; Syngnathidae
Gene: plekhh3
Product: pleckstrin homology, MyTH4 and FERM domain containing H3
Exons: 13
Coding region: 470-2797 (775 amino acids)
Biological process (GO): signal transduction
Cellular component (GO): cytoskeleton
Source: RefSeq, a predicted model, not a curated record